Messenger RNA from Funneliformis caledonium, 441 nucleotides. The record is from the annotation of a GenBank genome assembly. NCBI's taxonomy places the organism in Eukaryota, Fungi, Glomeromycota, Glomeromycetes, Glomerales, Glomeraceae.
AUGUGCUGUUUAAAAGUUCUUCGUAAUUACUUUUUCAACACGAAUCGAAAUUCAAAUGAAUCCUUUCCUCAAAAUACGAACCUGUCAAUCGAGACACCACCGCAACAACAAGAAGAAGAAGGCAUUUCCAAAAGUAUGGUAGUAAAGAUCAAUACCGCUACGAUCGUCGUUACAAUACCUACGGCUUGCGAAGCACGUAGACUCCUUAUUGAAUAUCAAAAAUCUCCGGAAUCUAAACAUGACCAAACUAUUAGUUCUCAAAGCUAUAGCUUGUUCUAUCUCGUAUUGAAUAAGGAAUUAUCCAAAAUUUUACCGGGAUUUUCGCGAACUGAAUUAUCAUACGAAGCCAGAAAAGCUUGGAAUUCAGCCGACCAGGAUUUUAGAGACGCUUACGAUUUGGUCCUGGAGAAUGAGAUGGUAAAGAAAUGUUUGGAUGAUUAA